This is a messenger RNA of Eimeria necatrix, 390 nucleotides long. RefSeq names its product 60S ribosomal protein L7a, putative. Gene Ontology annotation, molecular function: RNA binding. Gene Ontology annotation, cellular component: U4/U6 x U5 tri-snRNP complex; precatalytic spliceosome; small-subunit processome. The coding region runs from base 1 to 390 and encodes 129 amino acids. Lineage: Eukaryota; Apicomplexa; Conoidasida; Eucoccidiorida; Eimeriidae. The transcript has 3 exons. The record is from RefSeq and is a predicted model, not a curated record. Gene Ontology annotation, biological process: maturation of SSU-rRNA; mRNA splicing, via spliceosome; ribosome biogenesis.
AUGGCUGCUGAAAAGGAAGUCAAUCCCAAAGCCUACCCCCUCGCCUCCUCCGAGCUCACCAACUCCAUCCUGGACACAGUGCAGCAAGCCUGCAGCUACAAGCAGCUAAAGAAGGGCGCCAACGAAGCAACUAAGGGCCUCAACAGGGGCAUUGCGGAGCUGGUGGUUCUUGCUGCUGACGCGGAGCCUCUGGAGAUUUUGCUGCACCUUCCUCUGGUCUGUGAAGACAAGAACGUGCCUUACGUGUUUGUGGAGUCGAAGAUAGCGCUGGGCCGCGCCUGUGGGGUUUCGCGGCCAGUCAUCGCCUGCUGCAUCACCAGCAAAGACGGCAGCGCUUUAAACCCCCAAAUAGCUUCUCUCAAGAACAGCAUCGAGGCCAUGCUCAUCUAG